ACAUUGGUUUUAGUGAAAUGAAUGGCUCAAUACCAAGUCAAUUGUUUGGUCUUAGUAACUUGAAAUCUUUGAACCUAUGUAGUAAUCGAUUUCAAGGUCCUCUACCAAAUGGCCGUUGGAACAUGACUUCUCUUGAAUUCUUAGAUGUUUCUCAAAACUCCUUGAAUUCUCACAUACCAUAUUCAGUUUACCAUUGCACAAAUCUAAAAUUUCUUGAUAUGCAUUCUAACAAAUUUCAAGGAAUCAUUUCCAAAUCCAUUUCCAACUUGACUUCUCUGUCUUACCUUGACAUAUCUUACAAUAUGUUUACGGGAGAGAUACCAAAGGAAAUUGGGAAACUCAAAAAGUUAACCGGUAUUCAUUUUUCACAAAACAUGUUCUAUGGCCAUCUUCCUGAGAGUAUAGGGUUUUUAUCUUCAUUGAAAGAAUUGGGUUUUCUUAAUAACAUGUUGGAAGGAAUAGUGACGGAAAGUCACUUUGUCAAUCUCACAAAAUUAAAAUUUUUAGUUGCAUAUGGAAAUAGAUUAACCUUGAAUGUCAGUCCAAAUUGGAUACCUCCCUUCCAACUUGAUGAGCUUGAAUUAACUGGUUGGAAUUUAGGUCCUGGAUUUCCUGCUUGUCUACAAUCUCAAAAUCACAUUUCUCUUCUGGCAAUACCUAAUGCUCAAAUAGAGGAUGAGAUUCCAACUUGGUUUUGGAAUUUUUCUUCCAGUUUGGAAACAAUUGAUGUUUCACACAACCAAUUGCGAGGUGAUGUUCGAAAUACCUUAUUUCGAUUACCUAAAGAUAACGCACAAUUACGUGUGUACUUGGGCUCUAACCAGUUUAGUGGACCCUUACCUCGUCUCCCUGUCAACAUGGUUGAGUUAGACCUAUCAAAUAAUUUCUUCUCUAGAGAUGUCUCUUCCUUUUUAUGCCAUGCACAAAAUGUAUCAUAUGAACUUCAAAUACUCCUUUUGGGAGGAAAUGAGUUAUCUGGAGAAAUUCCUGAUUGUUGGAUGCAUUGGCCAAAUUUAGAAGUCAUAAAUGUGAAGGAAAACCAACUGAUUGGAAGCAUGCCAAAUUCCACUAGGCUUUUGAACAUGUUGAGAUCUUUGGACGCACAUAAGAACAUGUUUUCUGGAGAUUUUCCUCCAUCAUUGCAGAAGUGUACCAUUUUGUUGAAACUUGAUUUGAGUGAAAAUGUAUUCACCGGGAAGAUCCCAACAUGGCUAGGGACUAGUUUAUCAUAUUUGGCAAUCCUUAGGCUCCGAUCAAACCAUUUUUUUGGUGAAUUGCCUCCAAAUAUUUGUCAUCUCUCAUUUCUUCACUUGCUUGACCUUGCUGAUAAUAACUUCUUUGGUGGUAUACCUAUGUGCUUUCGUAAUCUCAGUUCAAUGAUCAACAAUAUUGACUACAACGAGAAUGAAAAGAUGCCUUCUUCAAUUGUUUUUGAGAUUUAUCAUGAAAGUGCUUUAGUGACAACAAAAGGACAAUAGUACAACUAUGAUAUCACCACUCUAGUGUUGUUUGCUUGCUUGGAUCUUUCAAGUAAUAAUUUUUCAGGAGAAAUUCCAACUGAAUUGACCAAUCUUGUGAGAUUGAGGUCGUUGAAUUUAUCAAGAAACAACUUGAGAGGAAAUAUCCCUAAGGAAAUGGGAAACAUGAAGCUGUUGGAAUCGCUUGAUCUUUCUAAAAAUAAGCUUUCAGAUACCUUCGGGGACUCAGCUUCAAGGCUUUAAUGCUUCGUGUUACAUUGGCAACAACCUUUGCGGACUUCCACUCCCAAAGAAUUGUAGUGUUGAUGGUGGUCAAAUUUCUAAGCAUGAAAAUAAAGGAGAUGAUGAUUCUGAAGUGGACUGGUUUUAUGUUAGCAUGGCUAUAGGAUUUGCAGUGGGCUUUUGGGUGACCUGUGGAUCUUUACUUCUUGUGAAGUCUUGGAGGAUUGCAUAUUUUCAGUUUUUAGAUAAUAAGUUUAACUCCAUUUUGGUAUGGGCGCGUGUUUCAUAUGUUUAAUGUUCUAGUAUUGUCUCAUGUUUAAUACGGAGUAUUUUGAUUAAAAAAAAAAAAGUUUCUUUGUAUUAGUAUAAUAUGUGAAUGUAAUGCAUUAUAUUCACUUGGGAUGUAAUGGAUAUUUAAGCUAUAAUUGUGGAGUUAUUUUGAAAAA
This is a messenger RNA of Ipomoea nil (Japanese morning glory), 2146 nucleotides long. RefSeq names its product probable leucine-rich repeat receptor-like protein kinase At2g33170. Gene Ontology annotation, molecular function: protein binding. Bases 18 to 1478 code for a protein of 486 amino acids. The transcript is spliced from 2 exons. The record is from RefSeq and is a predicted model, not a curated record. NCBI's taxonomy places the organism in Eukaryota, Viridiplantae, Streptophyta, Magnoliopsida, Solanales, Convolvulaceae.